Messenger RNA from Fraxinus pennsylvanica, 1029 nucleotides. The record is from the annotation of a GenBank genome assembly. Lineage: Eukaryota; Viridiplantae; Streptophyta; Magnoliopsida; Lamiales; Oleaceae.
AUGUGUUACUGUUCCACUCCCACCGCCACGGCCAAAACCCCCGAUCAAGACAACGGAGACACAAGUAUUGCAGCCAUCCAUCCCGAUAUCAUUCAAUCCCACAUCUUGAAUAGGCUUGAUGGACAAACCCUUGCUUCCACCACCUGUGCUUCAACACAAUUACAUUCUCUCUGCACGGAAGAUACUCUGUGGCGAGAUCUUUGUAACUCCACCUGGCCCUCCACCGGCGACCGCCGUGUAAACGAUGCCAUUUCUCACUUCCCUUCUGGCCACCGUUCGUUCUACUCGCAAUCUUUCCCUACCCUCCACCACCUCCCCCGCUCCCAAAAAUCCCAUCGACACCGCCCGCCACCGGAAACGACAGAAUUAAUAUCAGCAGUAGAUAUUUACUAUGAUGAAAAGUUAUUAUACUCCAAAGUCAUGGUAACUGAAACUCUUUCGGGGUGGUUCUUGUGUUCGCCCUUCAGCCUUGACCUUCUGGAACGGAAAGAGACGGUGCCAGCGCCGGUGAAUUUCGACGGAGACGAGGGCGCUUGCCUUGCACUUCUGGAGCAGCACAUGAGAGUAUCCUGGAUUCUGAUAGACCCAAAACAGAAACGUGCAGUGAACGUGGCAAGCACGACCCCGGUGGAAACACGGCAGCACUGGCUAACCGAGGACAUACGGCUUCGUUUCACCACCGUGAUGCCCUCCGGCGGUGGGGAUUUUGUGCAGUGUGGCGUGGUGGUUACUUGCGGCGGGAAAGACGGAGAAGAAUUACAGGUAAAGGAAGUGACACUGCAGGUGGAGGACAUGGAUGGGAAAAUCUUGAAUGGGAGUGACAGUUUGGGAAUUUUACAUGACGCCAUGGAUGGAGAAAGAAGAAAAAGUAACAGAGAUAUAGAGAGAGAAAGUUAUGAGCAGUUCUUGAAGAUGAAGCUACAGUAUAGAGAGAGAAAGCAGAGGCGAGAGAGGAGCUUGGACAUGAUCUUUAUUGCUACUGGAGUGGCCAUUUUUCUCGCUGCCUCGUUCUUGAUUUUACUUCGUUAA